Messenger RNA from Kwoniella shivajii, 375 nucleotides. RefSeq lists its product as uncharacterized. NCBI's taxonomy places the organism in Eukaryota, Fungi, Basidiomycota, Tremellomycetes, Tremellales, Cryptococcaceae. The record is from RefSeq and is a predicted model, not a curated record. The transcript has 4 exons. Bases 1 to 375 code for a protein of 124 amino acids.
AUGUCUAAAGUACCUCAAAUGGCUUCAGAGGUCAAUAUACUCAAGACUAAAGCUGCCAAUAAGAAAGGACCAGGUUCAGAUGAUGUUGAGACCGUGUGGCCAAAACCUGAAUUCGGCCCAUCAACAACAAUUGAUAAUAUCACUAAAGAAGGUAAAACCAUAACUGAAUUCGUAGUUCCUGCAGGAUCGAUGUUUUCUCUAGGUGCAGCAAUACCGAAUCAUACAGUCCUUCAAUGGGGAGCUUAUUUCCCUCCUGGAACAAUGUUCCCAGAUGGUGUUCUAGUACCUAUUCACGCAAGGAUGGUAUCUGUACAACCUCUCAAAACCCUACCACCACCUGCAAUGCCCUCAGAGCCAGUUUGUAACAUCAUGUAA